This is a messenger RNA of Penicillium taxi, 1269 nucleotides long. Its product is annotated as NAD-dependent epimerase/dehydratase family protein. Lineage: Eukaryota; Fungi; Ascomycota; Eurotiomycetes; Eurotiales; Aspergillaceae. The transcript has a single exon. Gene Ontology annotation, molecular function: UDP-glucose 4-epimerase activity. Gene Ontology annotation, biological process: beta-D-galactose catabolic process via UDP-galactose, Leloir pathway. Gene Ontology annotation, cellular component: cytosol. Bases 1 to 1269 code for a protein of 422 amino acids. The record is from RefSeq and is a predicted model, not a curated record.
AUGGCUUCCUCACCAUGCUGUGCCUCUUCAGGCACAAACUCGCCGCAGUUUCCUUCAGAUCCUUCUACACCUGCGACAGAGCUUGAAGAGCUCAACUUUGACAUCGCCCGUGACGACGAUAAGUAUGUUUUAGUUACAGGAGGACUGGGCUUCAUUGGAAGCCACACUUCACUGGAACUGCUCAAGGCGGGCUACAAUAUUAUCAUUGUCGACAAUUUGAGUAACAGCUUCGAGAAUGUUUUUGAGCGCAUCAACCAAGCCGCCAACUUACAUUGUGAGCGCACGGGUACUAUAUGCCCUAAGGCAAAGCUGUUCUGCGCAGAUUAUCAGGAUACAGCUGCCAUGAACAUUCUAUUGUCAUCACAUGCCGUCCGAACUCCUGGAAGUACAGAGCAAACAUCCAACAUCACCGGCGUUAUUCACUUCGCAGCCUACAAGGCUGUAGCAGAGAGUAUUGCGCAACCGCUUAAAUACUACCGGAAUAACGUCAAGGGACUGAUCGACCUACUCAGCCUCCUGGGUGACUAUAACAUCAAGUCUUUUAUCUUCUCUUCUUCUGCAAGUGUAUACGGGACCUUGUCGGAAGGACUGCCUCGCCUGCGAGAAGAAGACUGCGUGCAUGAACGGGAAGGCUAUGUCGCACCAAAUGGCGAGCUAGUCAACACUGAAUCAGGCUUCACAGGAAUCACCAACCCGUACGGUCGGAGCAAGUUUUUUGGAGAGGCCAUUCUGGCAGAUUUGUGCAAAUCAGAUCCCUCGUGGACGGUGCUGGGCCUACGUUACUUCAACCCAAUUGGAUGUGACGAGUCAGGUCUUCUGGGUGAAGAUCCGAGAGAGAGCGCAUCCAAUCUCUUCCCUGCUGUUGUGAGAGUCUUGACUGGUCAGACCCCGGAACUCUACAUCUACGGGAAUGAUUGGAAUACUCCUGAUGGUACCGCAGUCCGCGACUUCAUCCAUGUUACCGAUCUUGCGCGGGGCCAUAUCGCCACUUUGUCCGCUGCUCAGAAUGGGCGCAUCAUGGGUUCUUUCCGCACUUUCAAUCUGGGCACUGGAUCUGGUCAUUCUGUCACUGAGGUCGUGCAGAACAUGGAGUCUGUCAGCCAGCGGCCGAUUCCUUGUAAGCUUGUUGGUCGACGACCUGGGGAUGUGGGAUCUUGCGUUGCCAUUGCCGAUCGGGCUGGGUUUGAAUUGGGAUGGAAGACUGAGAAGUCAUUACGAGAUGCUUGUCAGGAUCUUUGGAACUAUCUCAGGAUAGAAAAUUCUGUUUAA